CUGCUAGCUGCGAGGGUACCGGUGACCAUGAGAUCUCUGCAGCUACUCAGAACCCCCUUCCUGUGCGCCCUGCUCUGGGCCUUUUGUGCCCUGGGUGCCAGGGCCGAGGAGCCCGGGGCCAGCUUCUCCCAUCCCAGCAGCGUGGGCCUGGAUAAGAGCACAGUGCAUGACCAAGAGCAUAUCAUGGAGCAUCUAGAAGGUGUCGUCAACAAACCAGAGGCAGAGAUGUCCCCACAAGAACUGCAGCUCCAUUAUUUCAAAAUGCAUGAUUAUGACGGCAAUAAUUUGCUUGACGGCCUAGAACUCUCCACAGCCAUCACUCAUGUCCAUAAGGAGGGAGGGAAUGAACAGACACCAAUGAACGAAGAUGAACUGAUCAGCUUAAUAGAUGGUGUCUUGAGAGACGAUGACAAGAACAAUGACGGAUACAUUGACUAUGCCGAGUUCGCAAAAUCACUGCAGUAGACACGAUGUGGCCACCUCCCAGUUAGAUGCAAAUGUGAAGCGUUAUAAUGUGAUCGAACACUUUCGGUAAAAUGCAAAAUAACUCGUUUCCAAAAUACUGCUACGGUGUUUUGAACCUGUAGGAGCUUGUUACACUGGGGUGAGAAAGAGAAAUCAAGAGAAAUCAAAAAGCAGAGAAAUGGGACAUACUGUAGUCCCCAAGUACUAUUAAAUCUCUUAUUGGACAAGG
Molecule: messenger RNA, 694 nt
Organism: Lipotes vexillifer (Yangtze River dolphin)
Lineage: Eukaryota; Metazoa; Chordata; Mammalia; Artiodactyla; Lipotidae
Gene: MCFD2
Product: multiple coagulation factor deficiency 2, ER cargo receptor complex subunit
Exons: 4
Coding region: 28-465 (145 amino acids)
Molecular function (GO): calcium ion binding
Source: RefSeq, a predicted model, not a curated record